AUUGAUUUCUUUUUUUAUUACAAUAUUACACGCAGAAGCUCUUUUUUAGAAUCGCAUUGGAAGAUGUCGAAUCAAGGCUUUGUCGUCGCAGAAUUCCCGGAUGGUAUUCAAGUAAUACCAAAAAUUUGGUUGCAAAAUAAAGAUGAAUGCAAAUAUCCCUCGCAUUUUAAGACGGAUAUAAAAAUCCGAAAAGCGGUAGAGAAACAGGAGAUACCAAAGUUUGAUUGGCCCGCAUUAGAAGUUAUAAGAAUUUUUGGCGAAUAUUCGUCCUUACAGAAGGCUUAUGCGAAGGCAGAGAAAGCUUUAUACACGUCAGAUAUGGACACGGAAAAGGAAGCAAAAUAUUACCGAAAACAUAGAGCGAGAAAAAUUUACUCUUCGUCGGAAAGCGAAGAAGAGUCUGGUGUAAAUUUGCCACCUGCUCCAUGUCCUCCUGCAAAACAUCAACGACUCAACGAUUCAGAUGUAUCUCGGAUACAAUGUAAAACUACAUCCAAUGUACGCUCUUCCGAAAAAUCACAAUCAUCGCAAAUUACAAACUCGAGCUCCCAUUCAUCAUUUUUACAAGCUUUUUACUUUAGCCAAACUAUGUUUUCUUUACUCAAAUUGAAACAUACUAAAACAUUAAUAGUUGUGAAAUCUACUAGUCUAAUUAAAAAGAAAAAAGAUUAUUUGAUAAAAUUAGACAAUGGAAAACGAUGGGUUGGAAUAUUUCUUUGUAAAUCGGAUGAAAGACACACUCUUAUAGAAAUAAAAAAGAACAUAGAUACCAACUCACCAAAAAUUCUAAUAAAGGAUGUUAACAAAGGGUCAAGUGACCAAUGUGAAAAUAAUGAAACUACUGGUAAUGAGCCAAUUAAUAUAACAAAUAAUGACAAAUGUGCUUCCAAUGCAGACACAAUAAAUCAGUUUCAUAUUCAACAUGAGGAAUCAAAUACUAUAGUAAACUCAUAUUUAGAUUUGGAUGUGAAGUCCGAUUUUCACAAUGAUAAAUUACAGAGCAAUGUUAUAACUAAUGAAAAUUUACAAAGUCAUACAUUAGAUAAAACUAAAUCUUCUAAAAACUAUCCUCGAAUUAUAGAAGACAAGAAAUGCAAAAUAAAUAUGACUAUUUUAUCAAAAAGUAGUGACACAACAGCAAAUAGUUCAUGUAAUACAUCUAUUCUGGGGAAUUUGGAACUUUCUGAUGUAAAUCUUUGUUCGAAAUCGAACGGAUAAAGAAAGCUGAAAGGAAGGGCAUUAAUGUAUUACAAUCAAAUUCAUGCAAUAUAAGCAUGCAGCAUGCACAUUACGUAUAUAAAACCUUAAAUUGUAACAGGCAGACUUUAAUAUUAUUUAAAUCGCGCUCGGCCGCACAAGUAUACAUAUACCUCGCGCCUGCGAAAAAAGAAGCGCUUGCGUUAACUUUCACUUUAAUCGUAAACACCGCGGUCGCGCGAGAGGAGAGAAAAUCAAGUGCCAAUAACAACAAAAUAUGACUUGCUAAAAGGUAAAUAAUUAUCGUAAACGUACUUUCGCCCUUAACAUCUCGAUCGAACAAGGGAAAAUGUUCGCGAAGGUUCUCGAAAUCCGGGCCUAUAUAAACCUCCUCUCUCGUGACCGCGGUGCUCUUUCCGAUUGCUCGU
Nylanderia fulva is the source of this 1625-nucleotide messenger RNA. NCBI's taxonomy places the organism in Eukaryota, Metazoa, Arthropoda, Insecta, Hymenoptera, Formicidae. The record is from RefSeq and is a predicted model, not a curated record.